AAAUCUUCUCAUUUUCAUUUUCGAUUGUGUUCUGCUAUACUCGUUUACUCUCAUUCUACUAUAUCAAUUUACGAUCAUGGGAAUCUACGCUGAUAACAAAAACAAAAUACAUGCACGUCUCAAAAAGAUAGCCUUUGGUGAAUCCCAAGUUUCGUGGAAUACCUUUAUUACUGAGAUGCAAAAAGAAAUGACUGAAUUAUACGACAAUACUCCUCUUAAUGAAUACAAGCAGCAGUGGAAAAAAGCCAUGAAGUUGGCCGUAGUAGAUUUAAAUUUUCUUAUUUGUAAAGGGAAUCGAAAGGACUUAUGGGCCACCCUUAUUGAGAAUAAGAUCCUCGAAAACCAGCAAGAACAAAAGCAACAACAGUUAUUAUUUAACUAUGCACCCACUUCAUCGUUGUGUUAUCAAAGAAAGGUGACAAAAGCUGAUUUAAAUAAAGUCUCUGAAAUAUAUGGCAAGCUGAGACAAAAAUGGACUCUGCAAUCUGGAAGAUUAGUUGAAGAUGUAGUAUAUGAGACAUGCAAAUCCUUUUGUGUUGAACAUCCUGCUCACUCUUUUAUCUUUGACAUUGAUGAUUACCUCUGGGAAGAUGUAUUUGAAAGUGAAGAGUUGGAUGAAAUCAAGACUGAAGCAAAAGAGAACUUAAAUCAGCCUUUUCCUCCAGAGCUACAAGAUAUAGUUAUGAAGCUUCACAGAAAAAAAACCGCUAUUGAGAUGUAUAAUGCCAUUUGUGAAGUAGAAGCUCAUCCAUUCAAAGAUGUAGCUAAAUUCUGGCUCAAACAGAGCAUCACAGACUAUAUCUUGCUCUUUGCUGAAGAUAAACAUCUUAGCCCUUUUGAAACCGAACAAGAUUUGCUAGACGAUGUAUACGGUUUCAUAAAGAAGAGUUGCAAAAUCAGUAGCACUAAAGCUUACAGUGCCAAACAAAGCAAAGCAACUAGUGAAGCAGUAAACAGCAACAGAAGCAUUUGUAAUGCCAGUGUACCAUCAAGACAGCGCUGUGCUGAUAAUGCUGAUCUCAGCUUUGAAUACAAUGGCAAUGAACUCUUUUGUGUAGAAAUAGGCCUUCACGAUAAGGGUCCCAAUGGAACAAAGGAAAUGAAUGAAAGAGAUCUAAAGUUGCCCAAGAUGAUGAAGAACUUCUGCUGUCGCUUGACCAACAACCUCAAAGUAGACCCUAAGCAUAUCAAGACAACAGGCAUUAUCAUUAGUGGCAUGAACAUCACUGCUCGAAUCAUGAGUUUCAAGAAUGGUUCCAUCUCUUUGCUUUCUCGCUCUUCCCGUCUUCGUAUGCCCACGUCUGUUCAAGAAAUACCUCACUUUUUACCACCUGUAUUGAACUUGAUAUAUAACAUCAAUCAAACCAUCAAGUCAACUAUUGAAGCCAUUGACGAUGCGAGCUCAUCCGUUGUGGUUGAAUCAAAUGAAGAUGCUUUUUUCCCCCCUUGUUUCUUUGCAAAUGCAUCAGGCAACAAAAGAGAAAGACAAUAGUCUAACUAUCGUCUUCCUCUCUGUAAAUAAAUUGUACUAUUCAUUUCUUCUCUAUCUACUCUAAUUGAAAAUUUAAAAG
Gilbertella persicaria is the source of this 1571-nucleotide messenger RNA. RefSeq lists its product as uncharacterized. NCBI's taxonomy places the organism in Eukaryota, Fungi, Mucoromycota, Mucoromycetes, Mucorales, Choanephoraceae. The record is from RefSeq and is a predicted model, not a curated record. Bases 77 to 1492 code for a protein of 471 amino acids. The transcript has 6 exons.